AUGUUUCGGCUCAAGUUGGAGGUGCUCACUGCCGUCGCGGCGUGGGCUUUCACCUCGGCUUGUCAUAGCUUGCCUGGCGCCUGCAGUUACCUUGAGGGCCACUGCCCAAGAGGCGAUAGUGACCUGACGGCCCUCGGGGAUAGCCUUUCGAGCACUGCCAAGGUGUAUUUUCCCGGCUCGAGCGGUUUCCAGAAUGCCACCACGCGGUGGUCUGUUCUGGCAGAACCGAAGGUGAACGUCGUUGUCGUUCCCGGUACGGAGAAUGAUGUUGUUGAGACAGUGAAAUAUGCUAAUAAGAAGGGCCUUCCUUUUCUCACGUACAACGGUGUGCACGGUGCCCUCGUUUCGCUCGGCAAGAUGGACCACGGUGUCGGCAUCUCUCUGGACCAGCUUAGCAGCGUCGAGGUCGCUAAAGAUGGAAAGACGGCCAAGAUUGGUGGAGGAACCAUGGCCAAGACGGUCACCGACGAGCUUUGGGCUGCGGGAAAGCAGACCGUCACUGGAACCUGUGAAUGUGUUAGUCUUCUGGGACCCGCGCUUGGGGGUGGACACGGAUGGCUUCAGGGUCACCACGGGCUUGUCUCGGAUCAGUUCGUUUCCAUGAAUGUUGUCCUUGCCAACGGUACCUUAACCGAAGUCGACUCAAACUCCGACCUUUGGUGGGCGAUGAAAGGUGCUGGUCACAACUUCGGCAUCGUGACCUCUCUUACAACCAAGGUCUACGAUAUCGAACAUAAGGACUGGGCGAUCGAGACCCUCAUUUUCAGCGGUGAUAAGGUCGAGGCUGUCUAUCAAGCCGCCAACGACUACCUUGUGAAGAACGGCACGCAGUCUGUGAGCGUGACGAACUGGUCGUACUGGAUGAAUAAUGCCGAUGCCGACCCUAACAACCCCGUCAUUGUAUUCUAUAUCAUCCAGGAGGGCGUGAAGGUCGUCGAUUCGGUUUACACCCAGCCCUUCCACGACAUUGGACCUCUGUCCGUCACUCCCAAAGCAGGUACUUACAAGGACCUAGCUGCAUGGACCGGCAUCGCCCUUUCGUCUCCUCCAUGCCAGAAGGCCGGGUUUGCCAACCCCCGUUUCCCUAUCUACCUCCAAGCAUACAACGUUCCUGCCCAGAAGAAGGCGUGGGAUAUCUACGCCCCCGCCAUCCGCGGAUCCUCCGCCUUCAAUAACUCGAUCUUAAUGUUCGAGGGCUACUCUGUUGAAGGUGUUCACGCGAUCGAUAGCGAGUCAAGUGCUUUCGCCUUCCGUAGCGAGAACCUGCUUGCCGCCCCGCUCAUCAACUACAUCCCUGCCGGUCCGACCCUUGAGCGCAAGGCAGCCAAUCUGGGUAACCAGCUUCGCAACAUCCUCUUCGAGGGCACAGGGCGCAAGGACAUCCGCGCCUAUAUCAACUAUGCUUACGGAGAUGAGACGUCCCAGCAGAUUUAUGGCAGUGAGAAGUGGCGUCUACAGCGUCUGCGGGCUCUAAAGCACAAGUACGACCCCCAGGGCAAGUUCAGCUUCUACGCUCCCAUCGCAUAG
Messenger RNA from Penicillium lagena, 1527 nucleotides. RefSeq names its product putative FAD-dependent oxygenase. Bases 1 to 1527 code for a protein of 508 amino acids. The record is from RefSeq and is a predicted model, not a curated record. Gene Ontology annotation, molecular function: oxidoreductase activity; FAD binding. NCBI's taxonomy places the organism in Eukaryota, Fungi, Ascomycota, Eurotiomycetes, Eurotiales, Aspergillaceae. The transcript is spliced from 2 exons.